Epinephelus moara (kelp grouper) is the source of this 606-nucleotide messenger RNA. RefSeq lists its product as uncharacterized. Lineage: Eukaryota; Metazoa; Chordata; Actinopteri; Perciformes; Serranidae. The transcript has a single exon. The record is from RefSeq and is a predicted model, not a curated record. The coding region runs from base 1 to 606 and encodes 201 amino acids.
AUGUUCUACUACUACUGUUACCUCUACUACAUCUACUACUACUACUACUACUACUAUUACCUAUGUUGCUACAUCUACUACUACUAUUACCUCUACUACUACAACUAUUACCUAUGUUGCUACAUGUUCUACUACUAUUGUUACCUCUACUACAUCUACUACUACUACUACUAUUACCUCUACUACUACUACAACUAUUACCUAUGUUGCUACAUGUUAUACUACUACUGUUACCUCUACUACAUCUACUACUACUACUACUAUUACCUCUACUACUACUACAACUAUUACCUAUGUUGCUACAUCUACUACUACUACUAUUUCCUCUACUACUACAACUAUUACCUAUGUUGCUACAUGUUCUACUACUAUUGUUACCUCUACUACAUCUACUACUACUACUACUACUAUUACCUAUGUUGCUACAUCUACUACUACUACUGUUACCUCUACUACAUCUACUACUACUACUACUACUACUAUUACCUCUACUACAACUAUUACCUAUGUUGCUACAUGUUCUACUACUACUACUAUUACCUCUACUACAUCUACUGUUACCUCUACCACAUCUACUACUACUACCUCUUUUGCUACAUCUACUAA